AUGUUUAAGUAAUCUAAAUAAGUAAGUCCAUCCCUCUAUCCUUAGAAUCCAUAGAAUUCUUUCAAUAAACUAUUCAAUGUAUAAACUUCUGCAACCUAAAAACCAAAAAUUGAUGUUGUGUCUAGAAUAUCAAAACCCCUCCAGAAUAUAUCCAAUGUUCCAACUCGUAGAUAAGAGGAUUAAACCAAGAAAACCUAAGCAAAAUCCCCUUUAAAAUAGACAUUUCAAAAGAACUCUCAUCGAAAUAAAUCAUGCAUAUAAAAUUCGGAUGAGAAACUCAUUCCAAAAAUGAAUGAGAAGGAAAAAUCUCCCCUCUAAAAAAGCAUUAAGACAUCUGAAUUGUCAUAAUCUGAAAGGCCAUUGACACAAUAAUAAUAGCCAAUUGAUUCAAAAAGUAAUGAACCAAAUUAACAAAUUACAAAUGUAUAAAGUGACAUGAAAUCAUAAUAGAAUUUAAAUCAAUAAGAGGUUCCUGUUUUAUAAAAAUAAUAAUCUAAGCUUUUAAUUUAAUCUAAUUAACCAAAAUCUUUGAAUAAUUAAUAAUAAUAAUAAAAAUUAAGUAGACCAAAAACCGCAACACAGUCUUAAUUAUAAUUGAAAUAGACAACCCAUUAAGAUUAAUAAGUAAAGCCUACCUAAUAGCAUUAAUUAACAAAGACAAUCCAUUAAACAAAGUCAUAGGAAACCUUGAAUAAAAAAUAAGAACAACCAAUCAAAACUAGAUAGCAACAAAAAAUUUUAAAAGGGGAAUUGAGAUUCUAGGAUAAACUUUACGAAUGUACAGAAGGGUGUGGAAGAUCAUUUAAUGCGUAUGCUUUAGAAAGGCAUUCUAAGAUUUGCAAGAAGGUGUUUCAGCAGAAGAGAAAGGUGUUCAAUUCUUCGAAGUAGAGAGUGAUAGAUGUGGAGAAUAAUGGACAAGGGAGAGGAAUUCCAGUGAAGAGGCAAUUGCAAAUGCAGACAACAAAAGAAGAGUAGAAGUAAGGGGAGGUGAAAAAUGAGAAACCGAAUUGGAAGGCUCAGAGUGAAGCCUUAAGAGCGAUAAUUAGAUAGGCUAAGGGGCGGAAAUUGGGGGAGGAGGUAUCGUUUAGUGAGGGUGGGGAGAGUGUUGAGGGUUUGGUGUAAGACAGGAUUUGCAGCAGGAAGUUUAGUGUGGAGACGGUUAGGCAACAAGGAGUAUUUUGGGAGAGAAAAGCACAAGAGUGUGGAAAGAGUGGGAUGUAAAAGAAAAAGAAAUGA
This is a messenger RNA of Paramecium tetraurelia, 1236 nucleotides long. RefSeq lists its product as uncharacterized. The transcript has 2 exons. Lineage: Eukaryota; Ciliophora; Oligohymenophorea; Peniculida; Parameciidae. The record is from RefSeq and is a predicted model, not a curated record.